Alosa alosa (allis shad) is the source of this 4402-nucleotide messenger RNA. RefSeq names its product solute carrier family 38 member 4 (gene slc38a4). Gene Ontology annotation, biological process: amino acid transmembrane transport. Gene Ontology annotation, molecular function: amino acid transmembrane transporter activity. The record is from RefSeq and is a predicted model, not a curated record. The coding region runs from base 264 to 1901 and encodes 545 amino acids. The transcript has 16 exons. Lineage: Eukaryota; Metazoa; Chordata; Actinopteri; Clupeiformes; Clupeidae.
UAGGUCCACUGAUUGGUCGAGCAAAGCCCUCCCUCUGCCCUUUUAAGUGUCACUCUCACCUGUGUGGCCAAAAGUCUCUCUCCGUCCGCCUGACAGUAAGGACCAUUCCAACAGCUCCACAUCAUAGCCCUCAGAGCAAAACACUGCGGCCACACUUGACUGGGAAGAAGCAAAAGGACUUUUUCCACUCCACUCGUUUUUUGCUGCUGUUUUGGUCUUUGUUGUCGUGAGCCCUCGCGCUGGCGUUUCAUCCGCUACAAGCUAUGGAUCGCAUGGAGCUCAAGAAGGUCAGCACGGAGGACGAUGACAGCACCAACAGCCUGGACGACCGCUUCACUGAGCCCAUUGACUCGGAGAAAGCCACCAUCAACAGUCAGUUCCUCGAUGACAACGAUGGCGAGAGUCAGAAGUUUCUUGGAAAUGGAAUUAUGAAGAAGAAAAAGUACGAGGAGUACCAUGAAGAAUAUCAUCCAGGGCAUGCGUCCUUCGGCAUGUCUGUGUUCAACCUCAGUAAUGCCAUCAUGGGCAGCGGUAUCCUGGGCCUCUCCUACGCCAUGGCCAACACAGGGAUCAUGCUUUUCUCAAUCCUGCUCCUAGGUGUGGCAGCCCUCUCUUUGUACUCGGUGCAUCUACUGCUGGUCACUGCUAAAGAAGGAGGCUCCCUGAUCUAUGAAAAGCUGGGAGAGCGGGCGUUUGGCGCGACAGGGAAGUUUGCCGCCUUUGGGUCUAUAACACUACAGAAUAUUGGAGCCAUGUCCAGCUACCUCUUCAUUGUGAAGUACGAGCUGCCUGAGGUGAUCCGUGCGUUCAUGGGGCUGGAGGAGAUCUCUGGUGAGUGGUACCUCAAUGGCAAUUACCUGGUGGUGUUCGUGUCCAUUGGUGUCAUCUUACCCCUCUCGCUGCUCAAAAAUCCAGGCUACUUGGGCUACACCAGUGGAUUCUCCCUCUCCUGCAUGGUGUUUUUCCUGGGCGUGAUGAUGUAUAAGAAGAGCCAGCUGGUGUGUCCACUGCCCUUCAUGAUGGCGCACUCCAACCUGACCAUGAACGGCUCCGAUUUCCUGGGGGGGCCCUACGCGCUGCACAACGCCACAGCCGUCAUGGACUUCUCGCGCGCCGACGUGACCAGCGCCCACGUGGACCCCCACCACUCCCCCGCCAGCGGCGCCACCGACGUCCACUACGAGCCCCACCAUGAGACCGACGAGGAGAUGUGCACGCCCAAGUACUUUGUGUUCAACUCACAGACCGCGUACACGCUUCCCAUCCUGGCGUUCGCAUUCGUGUGCCACCCUGAAGUGCUUCCCAUCUACAGUGAGCUGAAAGAUCGUUCCAGGAAGAAAAUGCAGAAUGUGUCCAAUUUGUCCAUUCUGGCCAUGCUGGUGAUGUACAUGCUCUCAGCUCUGUUUGGGUACCUCAUCUUUUACAAUCACGUGGAGGACGAGUUGCUGCACACCUUCACAAAGGUGUACAAGUUUGACACCAUGCUCCUGCUGGUGCGUCUGGCUGUGCUGACCGCUGUCACCCUCACUGUGCCCAUCGUGCUCUUCCCUAUCCGUUCGUCGAUCAUCACGUUGGUGUUUAAAGACCAGGAUUUCAACUGGAUCCGCCAUGUGGGCAUCGCCGCUGGCAUCUUGUUCUUGGACAACAUGCUGGUGAUUUUCGUCCCCACUAUCCGCGACAUCUUCGGGUUCAUUGGUUCCUCUGCUGCCACAAUGCUCAUCUUCAUCCUCCCUGCGAGCUUUUACCUGAAGCUGGUCAAGAGUGUACCUCUCCGCUCCCCGCAGAAGAUCUCGGCGGCCAUUUUCCUCGUGGUGGGCAUUAUCUUCAUGAUUGUCAGCUUGUCACUUAUCGUGCUGGACUGGAUCCACAACCCCCCUGGCUCGUCUGGAGACGGUCACUAAGCAACAGACAUGAGAAACACUAUCAUCAUCAAGGGCUGAACUCCAUGGGCCCUGAUUGUCCCCAAAGAUUCUACUUUUUUUCCGCAAAAUGGCUGUUUUUGUCACAUGCACCUUUUUUCUGUAAACUACAACAAAAGUAUUACACAGGAACUCCAUUUGUGAGUACACCGGACUCCUUCAGACAUCAUUUUAGCUAUGUUUGUUUUGUUGUUUUUAUUUUUUCUUUGUUUUUUUUGUUUCAUGUGUGUAUUUGUAAGUGAUGAACAAUCUUUUUUGCAGUGUAGUCACUGAGUUUAGGUUGAGUCAACAGAGUAAAGUAAUUAGGCAAUCGUAGAUCUAGAGAGAUGGGGGGUGUAGGGGGGGCAAGCGGUUGGUGCUUCCAUUGCAGUAUCUGUGUAGCCUGCCAGUUACUGGUUGUGCUGUGAGCAGGAUAAACCAUUUUUUUUUUUUUUUUGCAGGGACCUCAAAGUCACAAACUGUAAAGAGAGGGAGAGAUGAUUUUUGUUGUUGUUGUUUUUGAGAGCUGCUGUUUCUGGUCAUGUGGAAGCAGACCUGUGUCUGUCUCCAAGGUCGUCGUCCUCAUGCACUUGAAGUUGGUUUUUGGGGUUUCUGUAGAGACAAAGAGCACUUCUAGAUUGUUUUAAUUGCAUUUUCACACAAACAUGCUAGUUCAUACACACAUAUGCACACACACAUAUACACACACAAACACACACUCAUUCAUUCACUCACACAAACACACCUUUUUUUUUUAAAUGUUCACUCAAAAAAUGGCAAAGGCUUGUCAAGCAUUUAAUUUUUUUCUUUCAAAUCCCAAUUGUGUUGAUACAGAUAUCCUAUACUUGACCUUGAAUUGUGAGUGAAGGUCGUAUGUCACCGUGUCAAAAUGUAUAUUAAGCAAUGAUUCAGACCACAAGCUUUUAAACAGGAACACCUUGUUGGUGUUAUUUUCUACAUAGAUAGUAUCAUACAUUUCAAUGUUUUUUUAAACUGAAAUUUCAAUCGUAGAAUUUUUAGACAAAAAAAUGUGAAAGUGCUCAACAGGCUUAUUCACCAGGCUUUGGGUGACUUACUGUUCAAGCAGUUGGACUUAAACGUAUGUGUCUAUGUGCGAGAGCAUUAUAAGUGCAGAUAUAGCCAUUCUGUUUCACUGUGAAGUGUCUCAACACCAGUAUGUGUUUAGUGCUAUUUAUUUCUUUUUUCCCAGACUUCCCCACGCUCCUAUGAGCAUUUUUUUUUUUUCUGAUAUCACAGAAGCUCUCUGAAUGAAGUCGAUAAUCUGAAUUGGGUUUGUGAUCCAUACAGCCCUUGAGGUAACUGAUGAGCAGCGAUCAUGUCAAUCGGCAACAAAAUCUAGAGAUAGUAGCUUAUGGAAUAUGGAGUGUUUUUGACUUAUAGGGAGAGGCGGUAUCGGCCAAAUGUAAUAAGUGAAUGAAAUCAUUUAAAUUAGUUACCCAUGCUGAAUACUCAUCACUAUUAAUUUUAUUGCUAUUAAUAUAUCCCACUUUUUAGUAAACAUUUUUUAAAUCCACAUGCAAAAAAAGGGUGCCUCGACUACACUAAGAUUCACAGAUCUGGUUGGCUCCUUGGCUGACUACAUUGCCUUGUACAAGUGCAGGUUCUGAAUAUUUGAUCAGCUGGAAUGCCAAUCCGUUUUGAAAAGGUGUUCAUUGCAAAACAUAGCCGCUAUGUUUUGAACAGAUCCAGCCAAAGUGGACAAUAUUUAUAGAUCAUUUAUCGAUCUCUCUAUAUACAUACAUCAAGUGGAUAUUUCAAAUGAAAUGGUAUAAUAUGUGCAUGUUUUGGAUUACAAACAUGGUCUUUUUUGACAGUUGUAUAUGCUUUGUAAAUAAUCGAUUUUAUGGUACACUUACUGAACUGUUUAGGAGGGGUGGGGUUGGGGGGUGGGGGUUCUGGGGGUUACUCCUCUAGAGACUUGGCAUUUGAAUGGGUUUAGAACUUUUGUUUUAGACUAUGAUGUAACAUGCUGUUAACUUUUUUAGCUUGCUUUCUACAUAUGUAGACCUAAACGUCUCUGGUUAGUAAGUGAAAUGGAUAAAUGGUUAAAUUGCUUCUUUUUCGUUAACGUCUCUGUGUAGUUUCUUCAGCUUAUGAUGGUACAUGUUAGUCAUGGAUGCAUAGAUGUCCGCAUGAUGUUGAUUGUACGUUGUUAUUGACUUGAUUCUUGAUGUGCAGAUGUGCAUGUUGUAAGAUUUUGCAUAUUCAAGACCAAGGGUGCAUACCCAUGAUGCCUUGCUACUGCAGGGACGGCCCACCUUUCACAUUUGCUUGGAAUGUGCAAAAGCAAACUUCUCAGCAGAGCUAUCUGCGGACUGAUAGAGAUUUGUCAUCCGUGAGGCAGACUAGUAGCUAUCUGGGCAGAGAAGUGAAGGUUAGAUGUACUGAGCUUAUUGAGGGCACGGAGACCCCAGGGUGAAGGCAAACCUAUGGUAGAUCUUGCCCCUGGGCCUCAGGUUUAUUGUAUGGAUACUUCAUACAAC